This is a messenger RNA of Pogona vitticeps (central bearded dragon), 3499 nucleotides long. RefSeq names its product transcription factor B2, mitochondrial (gene TFB2M). Gene Ontology annotation, molecular function: rRNA (adenine-N6,N6-)-dimethyltransferase activity; mitochondrial transcription factor activity. Gene Ontology annotation, biological process: rRNA methylation; transcription initiation at mitochondrial promoter. Gene Ontology annotation, cellular component: mitochondrial matrix. Lineage: Eukaryota; Metazoa; Chordata; Lepidosauria; Squamata; Agamidae. The record is from RefSeq and is a predicted model, not a curated record.
UCGGUGUUGUCUUUUGGUCCCGGCAAGGUCAUCCGCACGUGGUCGCGGCCGGGUGGUGGCUGGCUGGCAUUGGCGGGGAGGAAGGAUGCUGCGCUUGACGGUUGUCAGGCUGGUCCCCGCCGGCCUGUCAGGGCAGCAGGCCAGGCCAGCGGCGUCGGCGGCCUUCUGGGCGCGAGGCUUGGCGGAUCAGAGGCACGGCCCCGCCAAGCCUGGUUUCCCGCUGUGCAUCCCGAAGGCAGAGACGACGGCCAAGGCAGUCGCGAAUCAGGGCCCGCGCCCGACACGGCGCUUCAUCGCUUGCCCAGAGCUGGCGCGCACCGUGGUCUCCCGACUGGGUGCUGAGCUGCAGAAGACCGUCGUGCUGGAGUGCGAGCCAGGCCCUGGGAUCCUGACCCGAACACUGCUCAAUGCAGGUGCCCAAGUGAUAACUCUAGAGAGUAACAAGUCAUUCCUUUGUGACUUAGAGAUGUUAGAAGAGAAACUAAAUGGCCAACUGAAAGCGGUGCAUUGUGACUUCUUCAAAUUAGACCCUAUAGGUUUGGGAUUACUUAUGCCACCUGUAAUGUAUUCUGAAAAUCUUUUUGAUAAAUUGGGUAUCUUGGAUGUUGCUUGGACAGCAGAUGUUCCCGUAAAAGUGAUUGGAAUUGUCCCACAGGAAAAAGAAAGGAACCUACUUUGGAAGUUUAUCUAUGCCUUAUAUGAGCGUAGUUCUAUAUAUAAAUAUGGACGAAUAGAGCUGAACUUGUUUCUCAGUGAAAAAGAAUACAAGACACUUAUUGCAAAUCCUUCAGAAAGAAGAAUUUAUCAAGCAUUAAGUAUUCUUUGGCAAACUGCUUGUGAUAUUCAGCUUGUGCACAUGGAGCCUUGGUCUUCAUUUUUAACUAACUCGAAAAGGCCUAACCCCCCUGUACCCAAGAAGGCGCUGCUACAGAAUGAUCAUUUGUGCUUGGUACGGCUGACACCUCGAAAGGAUUUAUUUUCAGACAGUUUGACGACAGCUAAUUCCAAAUUAUUUGUUUUGAUGGUAAAACAAUGUCUUAUUAAAUCCAAGACCCAACUAGUAGAUAAAUUAAAUUUAUGGACCUGUGAGAAUGUGAAGCAACUGCUGGGACAAUUAGAGAUACCAGAGAACAGUACAACGGGUAGUUUAUAUCCAGAACAGUACAAAUGCCUUUUUCACCUUAUGCAACAAUCUAACAGAUUUGACCAAAGCUGGGUCUAUGAUAAUGAUUUCUUGGAAUAUCACAUGGAUUUUUUAAACGAAGCUUAUUGUUGAAAAUAGAUUUUCUGUGACUUGGGGUAUGACGCAAAGCAUGAAAUGGCUUCAGAUGUUGCUCAACAAAGCUACUUUCUGGGCAAACAAGGAUGACAUCUCUUGAAAAUCCGAGAUCCUGCAGAUCCAACCAAAGAAUGGCACAAUAGUACUUCUGUAGCUAAUUUUGAAGUGAUUGUAUCUCCUUACUAGGAUUGCUGGUAAAACCUUUUGUCCUAAAUACUGGACUGAGUGAACACUUGGUUAACUAAUGCACUGCAUCUGACCUACAGUUGGAAACUUUAUUAUGGCAUGUUGUGCAGUUUGUUGUAGAAAGAACAAUGACAACAAAGCUAACAGUAUAUAGGCUCACAGCACACAAGAGGCUAUUCUCAGAGUAGCAGGUACUCUAAAGUUAGCUUCCAGAAUAACAACAAAUAAAAAUCACAAGGGGCAAAAAGUGGAAGGUGGAAGUUGUGUUUUUAGUUUACAGGCCCAUUCUUACAUACUGGAGUUGCAUCAGAAAUGCCAAAAGAGGCAAAAUGCUUGUAAGAAUCUUGCUUUGAUCUAUAUGGACUGAAAUCCAAUAGUAAGUCACAAGUAGUACAGGACCAUUGAAUCAGUGGAACUUAACAAAGGUGUUCAUUUACCAAGUCUCCACUGAAUCAGUGGGCCUACUUCUAGUUGUGACUUAUUGCUGAAUUUCAGCCAUUGUAUAAUUGUUGUGUAUAUAGUUGUAUAGUGUGCAUAUAUUUGUGUGUGAAUACAGCUCACCAUGUUUCUGUUGCAUAAUAUAAAUUGUAAAUAGUUUGUGUAAUUACAAGAGGUUUGUAUCUUAAGUCUCUUAAUUUAUACAAAUAUAAACAUUUGUCAUAAAAUUGCAAAAAUGUGUUUUUAUUUAAAAUAAUAAUAUUGUGUUUAAUUUCCUUUUAAAGUAUUAUUUUCCUGUAUCUUUGUGUGCUUGGAAUUUGUAUCCAGUGGCAGUAUAGGAAUGUGUAGAUAGUGGAUGCAGAACCUUCUGAUACCAGUAUCAAGCUGACCAGAUGGCAAUUGUCCUUUCCCUUCCACUUUUUGAAGAUGGGGAUAUUUGUCCUGUUGAGUCUUCAGAGACAGCCCCUCACAACAAGGAUUCUGAAAAAUCAGAGACAGAGGUUCUAACAUGUGCUUUAUAUACAGUUGAUCUGGCCAUGUAGAAUUUUUCAAAUUUCUGCUGAGCAGACUCAGUAUGAGAAGUCCAAGAGCCUGACUGAUGGAACAUCACUCUCAGAUUAAUGAACUGAGAUAUCUGUUCUAAUAUCCCCUCCUCCUUUAAUUAUCCAUUUGAAAGAGGGAUCUUCUGUUAAAGACUCUAAUUUUAGCUUUCUUAUAGUUUACACUGAGCAGAUUCUUAGUACAAUAAGUAUUGAUUUUUUUUUUCAGUAACCUGAGGCAUGUUUGAAUAUGGGACUUCAGUAAUAUGUGAUCUCCAUAUUGCUAGUAUUGGAAUGGCCUUUCUACCACCCCUCCCUGGAAAGAAUUGCAAUCUUGUUAAACAGUCCAUUAUAUUGUUUAAAUAUUAAUAAAAUGCUUUGGGCCAAAGUACAACCUUGACAUACCCUUUUAACUUAUUAGACAAUUGGCCUGAAAUGCCAACUAUGACUUUUAAAGAAGCAUCAGUAUGCAGAUCUUUAAUUCUCUCUAGCAACCUAUAUAGACCCCAAAGUUAAUCACUUGGACUAGAGUCAAAUGCCACUUUAAGGUCAAUAAAAGUGAUGUAUGGUUGCUCUAAUAAUCCCUCAGUAUAUUUGCUGAUUAUAUGUUGUAAUAUAAAGACAUGGACCAAAGUAGAAAGCCUUGACUUAAAACGAAUUUGUUCAGGUACUAACAAUUUGUUUUCACUUACCCAUCCUUCAGUUUCUGGAGGAGAUUUCUUGCAUAGAGUUUGCCUAUAACAGUGAUUCCUAUCCAGGUGUUCUUGGACUGCAGCUCAGUGAGCACAGCUAGUGGUGAAGGCUUCUGGGAACUGGAGUCCAAGAACAUCUGAGUUACUGAUGGUUGGGAACCACUGGACUGUAACAUUGAGUAACCUUAUGUGUCUAUAACUGGCAGGAUCAUUUAUUUCAAUUUAAUUACUUAUAUCCUGUUGACACAGACUGUAUUAAUAAUUCCACAGUCAUGUUUUGGGGUUUUUUUUUAAGUAAGGUGAAAAGGCUCAUAGUAAAUUAUUGAAUUACCUUGUACAAAAAGAAAUAAAUUCCUCCUUCAAUA